Molecule: messenger RNA, 768 nt
Organism: Miscanthus lutarioriparius
Lineage: Eukaryota; Viridiplantae; Streptophyta; Magnoliopsida; Poales; Poaceae
Source: the annotation of a GenBank genome assembly
AUGGGGAGCCACACCACACGCUCACUCUCCAGUCUCCAAGCUCACCACCCGCCAUUGCUAGCUUCUCUAGCUGAGACGCAUGCACAUACCGAGCGCAAGCCAUGCCACGCCCAGUUUAAAGUAAAGCAGCCGCCGCCUAGCUCAUCAUCAGCGUCAAUUAAGGAUCGAGGAACACAACCACCGUAUUACAUACCGUCAUCAUCCGCAGCAGCGAGCAAUGCCGAAGAAUUCCUUCGCCGGCGGCUGCGAGAUCCAAGCCAGCGGCAUCAACUACCGCAUCACCGUCUCCAGCCGACCACACCCUCCUCUCAAGGUCUAGAGCAGGUCAGACGACGACGUCCAUGUCCAAGACCACCAGGACCACCACAGCGUCCGCCAUGUGCUCAGGGACGUCUCCUGCCGCGUGCGCCCCGCACGACCUCCUCCUCGACGGCGCCGCCGCCCACAGCGCCGACCUCCGCCGUGUCUCCGGCUACGUCACCCAACAGGACGUACUCUUCCCGCUGCUCACCGUGCGCGAGACGCUGCUCUUCAGCGCGCGCCUACCGGCAACAGCAACGCCGCCUCCAAGAAGCGCCCUCGGGGAACCGCGCCGCCGUCAGGAAGUACGGUGAGAAGAAGAAGGCCCACACCGCGUCGCUGGAGGAGGAGGUGGUCCACCUCCGGGCGCUCAACCAGCAGCUCAUGAAGAAGCUCCAGAGCCACGCCGCGCUAGCUCGAGGCCGAGGUGGCCAGGCUUCGCUGCCUGCUCGUCGACAUCAGGGAUAG